AUGAGAAACAAAGGAAUACCUGUCAGCGGCCCUAUGCUACAGGAAAAGGCAAAUGGUUUUGCCGCGCAUUUUGGUAUUCUUGACUUCAAUUGUUCUGCAAGCUGGAUCAGUCGUUUCAAAGUUCGACAUAACAUUGUGGCGGGAAAGAUUGUCAGUGAAUCUUCGUCUGAUGAUCAAAAUUCAACAACAAACUGGUUGAUAUCUGUGUGGCUGAAUUUACAAAGACAAUUUUUUGAUGAUGAGAUAUUUAAUGCUGAUGAAACUGGGUUUUUUUACAAAUUAAUGCCGGAUAAAACUUUAAAAUUUAAAGGUGAAAAUUGUAGUGGAGGUAAGUUGUCGAAAGAUAGAAUAACUGUCAUGGUAGCAGCUAAUAUGAGUGGCACAGAGAAAAAGAAAUUGCUCAUUAUUGGAAAGUCACAAAAACCAAGGUGUUUUAGAAGUGUCAAAUCAUUACCUGUCGAUUAUGCUAACAAUCAUAAAGCUUGGAUGACGUCAGAACUUUUUGAAAAAUGGCUUCAUGAUUGGGAUCGUGAUUUGGUGAAGAAGAAGAAAAAGAUUCUAUUGCUGGUUGAUAAUUGCCCGGCGCAUCCAAAUGUUACUGAUUUAAUGUCUAUAACACUUGCUUUCCUUCCGCCGAAUACAACAUCAGUACUACAGCCAAUGGAUCAGGGAAUAAUACAAUCACUCGAAUUUUAG
This is a messenger RNA of Bactrocera neohumeralis, 696 nucleotides long. Its product is annotated as tigger transposable element-derived protein 4-like. The coding region runs from base 1 to 696 and encodes 231 amino acids. The record is from RefSeq and is a predicted model, not a curated record. The transcript has a single exon. NCBI's taxonomy places the organism in Eukaryota, Metazoa, Arthropoda, Insecta, Diptera, Tephritidae. Gene Ontology annotation, cellular component: nucleus. Gene Ontology annotation, molecular function: DNA binding.